AUGCAGGACGCCUCUGCAUGUGCCAACAUCGCGCAGUGCGGUGACUGUGUUGUUCACUGCAACUGCGGCGGGGCCCGGCCCUGCCUCGGCUCAAACACGACGCUCCGAUGUCUUGGAGCUGAUGAUCCCGUCAGAAGUCUGUUACCGGUGCAGCUCCCGAAUGGUCAGUUCCCACUUGGGGAGUGCGACGCCUCGGCCAGUGCUGGCACAGUGGGCCUCGUGGCACCGGAUCUCUGUGGGCCCAGUCUUUGCUGCCCGGCAAGUCCCUUUGUGCCAGCGGGCUGCCAAAACGAUCUCGACGCGCGGUUGGGGAUGACAGGGCAAUGCCAGGCAAUGGUCGACAGCGGCUCCUUCUCAUGUGAAGCGAGCUUCUGCCCGACGUGUGGCCAACUUGCCGGGCAGUGCGAUCAGCUUUGUGGAUAUGGCCUUUGUGCUGUUUGCGGCGACUGCUUUCCCUCUGCUCGCCUGGGUCUGGGCCGUCCUGACACUUGCGAUGAUGGGAACGCGCAGGAUGGCGAUGGCUGUAGCAGCUCAUGCCAGGUAGAGGAUGGCUGGACCUGCACCAAGCAGGUGGUUUCCGUCACAGACAUGACCAUUGGGGUGCAGACCGUUACGACGAUUGACAGGUGCACGACUUGUACAGAUUCCCCAGUGGCUUGGGUGGACAGUCAGGGCUACACCUGCGAGGACUACAAGCUAUUUGGGGCCUGCGAUGCCAACUCACUGUCUUCAGACGCCUUGGUACUUGGCGGGCGAAUCCGUUCUACUCCAGAGUAUUUCCGGUACCAGUUCCUCUACAAUAUUGAAGUUACUCCUAGCAACCCACUCAAGAUGUUAGUUUCCGUGGCUGCCGCGAACGACGCGCACAUCUUUCUUGGAAAGCCUGGCGAGUACGGCUUCGAGAUUGUGAUUGGCGGUUGGAACAACGGACUCUCCGUGCUAAAGAUGGAGCCGACCCAACAAACACUGGGCAACCACUAUGGUCGCCUGCUGUCCGAGUCGGAGAUGAGAACGUUCUGGGUCUACUAUGCCUGGGAUGGCAAUCUCAGCGUUGGCCAGGGGGAGGUUUUCUGGGAGAACGCCACCCUCUGGGGCUCCACCACCUCCAUCCACGUGGUCAGCUCAAGAAAUUGGUAUGACAGCACCACCCAGAUCAGUCUUCUGAACGAGGUGUACAUCAGCACCGGCUGGCACGCCGUUGGUGCUUGGGAUGUGCGGCUCAAGGGAGGCUUUGCCGGAGUGACUCUUGGGAGCCUCGCCGAUGGUUCAGGAAUCGACGCCACCUCCGCCUGCUGCGUCUGUGGUGGGGGCGUAUCUGGAAGGCCGUGCGAGCAACGCGAUCCAACACCUGUCGGUGGUGGUGAACUUCCAUUCCAAGCACGUGGUGAUGUCAUUGGCAGUACCGAGGGCAGCAGAAGGCUCAGUGGCCUUGGCGGCUUUGCGUCUGACCCGCUGCUCUUGGGAAAGCCCAGCACGGAUGGCUUUUCCUUGAACCUCAACUUUACCAGCUGCACGACGACCCAGCAGUCCGAUCCUUCGGGCGACUGGUGCAUCCUCGAGGUUGCGGUGGUCCCCGCCGUGGCCAAGAACCGUGUGAUGUCGCCCUUGGCAAACGUCUGGACCCAGGUUCUGGAUCCCGGAUGCCGCUUGAUGAACCAUCACCAGGUGGGCUCGAGCUACUCCUGGCAAGCCACGGGGUGCAACUUCACCUCCGGUGCGCUCUAUGCCGCCGCCUUGCAUCUGACCACAGGACAAGGCGACGUGCUUCUGCUCAUAGACUUGCAGAUUCCAGGCAUACCGACGUACACACCCAGCUCCGUGUUCUUCAGCGACUCCGACGUUCGCCGUGGCUACCUCUUGGGAGAGGUGACAGUCCAGGGCGCCGAGGAUGAAAGCAACAUCCUGCAAUAUCGCGCAUACUUCGGGCGAUCAAACGACACCAGGGUGAACUUCCUUGCGGACGCGCGGGCUGCGGGCAUCGGAUGGGUAAAUACCUACUCUGGUGGGGGCUUGCGAAAUGGAUUCAACAAUGAGUGCCUCUAUGGCGACUGCAGCUGGAAGAUGCAGUUGUCAAGGACUGCCGGCAAUGGACAGCCCUACAGCCAGUACAUCAUAAGGCACGACUACACAGGGUUGUGCCUCUGCUAUGCAAACUCGGUUCUCUCACGCAGCGAGUGCUAUGCAAACCUGCUGACUCUGAAUAGCCCCAUGGCCUACAAGUACACGCCAUCUGGCAAUGGUGCGCUGGUGGAUAGGAAUAACAACUUCUACAAGACCAUCUGGUAUCGAGAUAUUGGCGAUCCGAACACGAAGACGAUGGAGUCUGUCAAAGCCGUCAUGCAGCAGGUUUGUGACGACUACACGCCAUGUGUGGGCUUCCUUAUCGCUGAGACCAACCUUGACGGCAUCAUCCUCCUCGACCGCACCUACGGCACCGACGAAUACCCAGGUCUCUGGCCUCCAGAGAUUCAUCCAGCCCUACUGGCCGUCGGCGCAGAGGCAGCUUGGAGCGCCUACGGCGACUCACAGGCACUGAGCCCGGCCAAUCCGACAAGGACCAGUCUGGACAUCGUUAAUGAUCCGAUGUGGCAGCCGUGGCUGGCAUUCAUUAAGGAGAAGAAGGACCCCGACUGCCUCUGGUCACUCCAGGAUCGGAUCUUCAACUCCACUGUGGAGUCUCGCCUCAAGAGCAGUGCUUCCGCCGCCUGCCUCUGUCAGGUGCCAGAGACCACGGAGACGGUGGGCGCAGAUGGGGUAGCAGCCCCCGCGGCCGACGACAGCGUUCACAAGCCCCACAUUGGCAAGUUCUGUGAUGCCAUGUGGAUGGACUUCACCGUGGAUGGCCAGGAGCUGGGCGAACGCACAUUGUCGGAUGGCGGUCGCAGUCGCAAUCGUCCGAGGUAA
Messenger RNA from Symbiodinium natans, 2904 nucleotides. NCBI's taxonomy places the organism in Eukaryota, Dinophyceae, Suessiales, Symbiodiniaceae. The record is from the annotation of a GenBank genome assembly.